Molecule: messenger RNA, 411 nt
Organism: Aegilops tauschii subsp. strangulata
Lineage: Eukaryota; Viridiplantae; Streptophyta; Magnoliopsida; Poales; Poaceae
Source: RefSeq, a predicted model, not a curated record
AUGGUGGGCGACUCAGAGUGGACUGCGAUCGACGCUACGCUCAUCCGGUGGUUCUUCACCACCAUCUCCAAUGACCCGUUUCACACGGUCGUGAGCGAUGGUGGUGACGCCCGCGCCGUGUGGGAUGAACAGUCCAUCGAUGACUACUGCCGCCGCCUGAAGACGUUGGCGCAUGAACUCCGUGACAUCGGCGCCAAGGUUGAUGACGACCUCCUCCUCAGCUCGCUCACCGCUGGCCUCAACAAGGACUUCACCAACGCCGCCGCCAACCUCACCUUGAUGCCGAAGCCCUCCUUCCCCAAGUUUGUGGAGUACUUGCGGUUGGAGGAGUGCCGGAUGAAGGGGUUUGUUGUUCUUGCUCCUUUUGAAGGAAUCACGAGCCGGUGCGACAUUGGAGAGUACCCACUUUGA